Pelobates cultripes (western spadefoot toad) is the source of this 4212-nucleotide messenger RNA. Lineage: Eukaryota; Metazoa; Chordata; Amphibia; Anura; Pelobatidae. The record is from the annotation of a GenBank genome assembly.
CAACAAAUUCCAUCGCACUUUACAAUAGGUUGACUGACAAACAUGUAAUUGUAACCAGACAAGUUUGACACACAGAAACAGAGUGGCUGACAGCCCUGUUCAAUGAGCUUACAUACUAGAGGGAGUGAGGUAAAGUUACACAAAAGGUUAGGGAAGUAGAUUGGUAGAAUAGUAUUGAAUAAAGACUUAGUGUGGAUAUUUUUGGAGCCAUUAACCGUUUAAUUGAUAUGUGUAGCGGAGCUAUAAUAUUAAAUCCCAAGAUCUCCGCUGGUACAGAAAGUAAUCCAAAGUAUAGCGCUGAAAAGGAAGGCAAUAUCCCAAAUCCCCAAGAAACUGGAUGAAACACAGUUCUGGGAGUCAACUGAACUUUUAUUCACAGGUCACAGUAUUUAUGCAAGUCCCCAUGCAAGGGGUUUCCCUACUGACAAUCCAGGGGUUGUACAGUAGGGGACUACAUGGGGGACUUAACAACCUGGACAUUUCUCCCAUCAUGCACUGCUACACGGGAGGGAUACUCCCACUGAAAUAUCCAGUUAAGUGGAUUAUCCCUCCGUGCAGCAGAACUAACAUUUUACACAAAAAUACAUAACUUGUACAUUAUUUCUCUUUAUUACCGAACGACCGUUCGGUAGAUAGAUGGGGUCUGAGAGCACCUUUUGUGAAAGUAUCGCUCAGAUCCCAGCAUAAAUAACCGAACGCUGCACAAAAUACACUUUUACAUCAUAUUCGCCUGAAAGUACCGAACACCGAUUGGGAAACACAAUAUUGAAAGACCGGAGCUCCCGAACGGCCUGGAGGCCCAGCGUUGUUCGCGCUGUCGAGUAGACGAUUUUAGUUCCAGGUGCUCGACGACCAAACACCGCUGGGUGAACAGAGGAUCCAAGAUGGCCGACCGCCGCGUGGUCGGUAGCCGAACGACGGCCACCUAGGAACGUAAUUAACAUUGUUGCAAUCGGCUAAUGGGAGCCACACGACCCUCUGUGUGUGGGCUCCUGUUCGGUACUUUAUUUGUUUCACGAACAGCAGGUAAAGUCCCUGUUCGUGAAACGAACAUCUGAAUGCUCUAUGAUACAACAUUACAGGCAUACAUUUGAACACAACAUUCCAGCGGCUUUUCCAGACAACCUUUAAAGGUACAGCAAUACGAUCUAAAGUGGCUAGGUUUGCCACAAUAUGCUUGUAAUGGAUCACCUGGCACCCCAACUGAGUACCUCCGCUAAAUGAUCACUUCCUAGCUGGAACAGGGGACAAGCCGCAGCACUUCUUGCCCUCAGUUGCCAUAGCUUGACUGGAACCGCAACCUCCUUCCUGGAUCCGAAGGGAAAAUUAGCUCUGACACCUAUAGGCAUUGGACGACACUCAGUCCUGGGAACUCUGGAACCGAAUGGGGAAUUAGCUCUAGUCCUUACAAGGACUUUCCCCGUUAAAUCUCCUGCAAGCUGGAACAGCAGACACAGGAGCAAAUCUUCUUUCCCUCCAAUAACUGGACAACACACAGUUUUGAGUGUAAGCAGGAAUCUCAAGUUUAAUGGGACACACUGGCCUUUUAUACAAUUUUACAAGCCAGAGGAACACCCCUUGGAUCUGAUGGGGCACAGGAACACAAAGGACAUAAACCAAUCAGAACAAACAUACAGUCUGUGACUUGCCCAUGUACAUCACACAAUCCCUCUCCUCUGCAUAGGAGUUAAUUGAGUAAAGUCCUGUAAGUAACUCUCCAAGCAGAGAGUUACUUACAACCCUGUAAGUAACUCUCCAGGCAGAAAAAAUUUUUUUCCAAAAAGUUUAGAAAGUACCUCAAAAUCCAACAUAUCCCAUAAAAGUCACAUCCCCUGAUUACCCCGAUCUGGGUGAACAACAUAUCCAAAAAUCACCCAGAUCGGUUCAGGGUUUCAGGAAUUUCCUGGAAGUCAUAGUUGUGACCGACCGCAAGCAUGGCCCCAUGCCCAAAACAGUUCCAGGGAAAUCAGUGCCAACAGUCAGUCAAGUUUGGUAGUCUUUUACAGGUUUCGCUGCAGGGACCAUAGUCUGUGGGCAGGAGGCUGGCAAGCAGGCUCCUUCAGGAGCUCGUGGCAAACUCACUUGAAAAGGGGAGUUUGUCACAAUGCUUUUUUAAAAAAAAGUGAGUUUUUAAAGAUUUUUUGAAGGAGUGGAGACUGGGUGAAAGUCUGAUGGAAAAGUGAAGGGAGUUCCACAGGAACUAUGCAGCCCUAGAGAAGUCUAGAGAAGAAAUGAGCAGCAGAGGUGGGAGUACGAACAGAGGCUGGACGCAGGUCUUCGGCCGAACGUAGUGGCCUAGAGGGGACAUACUUGUGUAUUAGGAGGAUAGAUAGGUGGGAGUAGCAUUAUGUAGAGAUUUGAAAGCAAGAACCAGAAUUUUAAAGUGAGCCCUAUAUCGUACAUGAAGCCAACACAGGGACUGACAGAAGGGUGAGGCGUGUAAGGCACGGGCGGACAGGAAGAUGAGCCUUGCCGCCGCAGUCAUUAUAGACUGCAAUGGGGCAAGUUGGGAGCAUGUAAGACCACUGAGAAGUGGAUUGCAGUAGUCAAGUGGCAUGUACCAGCACCUUAGCCACAGCUGGCGUUAAGUAGGGGCGGAUGCGAUGGAAGCAGCAGGAUUUGGCGAUAGACUGGACAUGAGGGGUGAAGGAGAGAUUGGAGUAAAAGAGCUGAUGGUAGCACCAUUAACAUGCAGGGAGACAGAAACAGGAGUAGCAACACUUGACGGAGGAAAGACCAGAAGUUCUGUUUUGGACAAGUUGAGCUUAAGGAAGUUGGCAGCUAUCCAGUUAGAAAUAGCAGAGAGGCAGUCAGAGACACUAGUCAAGAGGGGCUGGGAGGAUUGGCGCAGGAUUUAUGUGAUCGAGUUACAUAAGAGAAAUGGCUGCCAUCACUGAUGCAAGUUUCUUGAGCAGGAUCAUUGGGAAGACCAUCAAACUUACAACUGCCACUGAAUGCUUACAGGGAGAAUUAGUUAGUGUUUCCUCAGAUCGAACCAUCGUUAUCAACAAAAUCAAAGACCUGAAAACCGGCAGGAAGAUUCCUGGAGCACAGUUAUUUUUUGGAAAUAAUAUUUUGGAUGUGGAACCACAGAAUGAAUCCUCAGGUGGAUCAGAAAGACAAACAGCUGAGGUGGGAGAUAACAUUGCCUCAAAGGAGGAUUGCUCCGGAACUGACAUCAGUCAGAAUGUUGAAAGCCGUAACACUCCACCCUCCUAUGAAAUUUACAGUGCUUUACAAGCCAUAAAGCAUUCAGUGGAUGAAGAGGAGGUGGAGUAUACAGUCAUUGACCAAUUCCAGCCCCAUUUUGGGCCAGCUAUACGGCACCUUCUGAAUCAAAAGGUCCUGGGUAUAAGUGCUGUUGGAUUAAAUCUAUGUCGCCAUGGAAAACUUUUAUGGCUUCAGGUGGCAUGCAAAAGAUGAAUAUAUCUGUUUGAUUUUCUUGUUCUUGGACCAAUCAUCUUCAGAAAUGGCCUCCAGACAGUGCUGGAAGAUAAAGGCAUCCUAAAGGUCAUCCAUGACUGCCGCUGGCUAGGAGAUUUUUUGUCCCAUCAGUAUGGUGUUAUCCUUGCCAAUGUGUUCGAUACCCAGGUAGCUGAUGUGUACUUGUUCUCUGUUGAAACUGGGGGAUUUCUUCCUCAUUGUACGAGUUCAUUGAAGGAGUGUUUGAUACGACACCUUAAAAUUCCUCUCUCUCACGGGUUGACUUCCUGACUCACAAAGAGACCCUGAUAAAGCUGUCCAGCCCUGAAUUGCCUAGAGAGCUCCAGCAGCUCAGCAUACUGCAGCAAGUGAAGAGAGAAAGGGCUUUGAAAGAUUAUGACAUUGACAACAAAGGGUUUCUUACAAGAACCUCCUCCUAAGGAUUUCAACCCAGAGUUUAAGACUUUCUGUUGAUUCUUCCUAUAGGUGAGCAAGUUAAUGUGUAAGUGAGUGCUCCAUUCAGUAGUGAGGAAGGUGAUAUUUCACCAUGGAGCAUUGAUUCUGCUUUUUUGUUUUCUCCAACUUUCUUUACAAGGACCUGUGCUGCAUAUUCUAUAAAUUGAGGUCAUUUCUGCCUCCCAAGUUAUGUUUUUCUUCUUCAAUAAAUGUGUUUCAGAAAGAUUCUAUGUUUAUACAUGCUGGUUACCAAAAGAUUUUGUAUUGUAAUAACAUUAUAUUUUUUUGUUCUCUUUCAUUAAAUAAAGCCUUGGAAUGUUAAAAAAAAAAAAA